Molecule: messenger RNA, 1004 nt
Organism: Sphaeroforma arctica JP610
Lineage: Eukaryota; Ichthyosporea; Ichthyophonida
Exons: 2
Coding region: 153-1004 (283 amino acids)
Biological process (GO): negative regulation of transcription by RNA polymerase II; rRNA processing
Cellular component (GO): nucleolus
Molecular function (GO): DNA binding
Source: RefSeq, a predicted model, not a curated record
GGCUCGUAUAUAGAAAUCAAGUCCGGCAAUAUUCAGAUCAUCCGAAUCUCUAUAAACUUUGUUGAUAGUAAAGUAUUAUUACGCUACGUACAUACUAGCCUACAUAAUUGUUAGAACAUCUAUAUACACAACUACACAUACAUAAGGAGAGGAUGGUGUUCUUUCAAUGCGACGGGUGUGGCGAGGCCCUGAAGAAAGCCAAAGUCGCCAAUCACGGGUGCAGAGCUGCCGUAUCAUGCAUUGACUGUAAUGUAGUUUUCGAGGGUAACUCGUACAACCAACACUCCAGCUGUGUAUCCGAAGCCCAACGAUACCAAGGAGCCUUAUACAAAGGUGCUUCAGCUAAGCAACUGAAGAAACAAAACACGCAGAAUCAAUGGUUGGAAAAUAUACAACAGUUUGUAGACUCGGGAGACGCCGAUAGACGCAUGAGACCUAUGUUGGAGAAGAUGCUGACAUACGAGAACAUCCCCAGGAAAUGGCCAAAGUUUAAGAAUUUCUGCUCAAAUAGUUUAGGGCUCCGAGACGAGUCCUUGUCGAGGCAAAUAUUCGAUGAUUUCGUGGCCAAGGCGGUUGCCGCACCCUCUACGGCAGUAGCGCCUGUGGCUGAGACUGUCACAUCGCACAACGAGAUAGCUGAAGUACAGGUGUCAGCCAAAGACAGUGAUGAAGAUACUACCAAGAAGGAGAGCAGUGUAGUAAGCAAGAAGAGUAAGAAAUCAAAGAAAUACAAAAAAGAGAAGAAAAGUAAGAAUGUUAAGGAGGUCGAUGUAACAGAAACGGAAGCUGAGCCCGUGAAGAAGAGUAAAAAGGACAAAAAGAGUAAGAAAGAGAAAAAAGAGAGCAAAGUCGGAUCUGUUCUGGAGGAAACAGAGCAGGUGACGAGUGAGACUACAAAGGACAAGAAGGCGAAGAAAGUGAAGAAAGCGGCCAAGGAGAUGACCAAGAAGCGCAAGAGGGAAUCGGGCAUUGAAGGGACCGUGGCGAAGAAGGUCAAGGCGUAA